GUCUCUGUGUGUGUGUGUGUGUGUGUGUGUGUGUGUGAUUAUGUGAGUGUAUCAGUGUGUGUCUGUCUGUGUGUGAGUGUGAAGAGGAGGCGGAGCCGUUCUUCAGUCUCACAUUCAACAAACAGCAGAAUUAAAAGGAUUUUAUCUGAAUUCAAUCAAACAGGAUUCAAAGAUUCAUUCAGGACAAAUUCAUAUGUGAAGAUGAAGUUCGAGAACAGCUUCUUCACCCUGAACGUUGGCGGUCGCAGGUUUUUCUUCUCUGCAGAGAUGAUGAAGCGACUUCCUCUGAGCAGACUCAGUCGACUGCAUCGCUGCCUGUCGGACACCGAGCUGCUGGAGCUCUGUGACGACUACGACCGCGACCGCAACGAGUUUUUCUUCGACCGGCACUCGGAGGCCUUCAGCUUCAUCAUGCUCUAUGUGCAACAUGGAAAACUGCGCUUUGUGCCGCACAUGUGUGAGCUGUCCUUCUACAAUGAGAUGCUCUACUGGGGCCUGGAGAGCGCCGACCUGCAGCCGUGCUGCCAGCGACGCCUCGACGACCGCAUGUCUGACUGCUUUGUUCACUUCUUCCCAGAGGAGGGGCCCCGGGAGCCCGACGAGCCCGAGAGCCGCUGGCUGGAGAGGAUGAGGAGGAUGUUUGAGGAGCCCACAUCAACGCUGGCAGCGCAGAUCCUCGCCUCGGUGUCGGUGCUGUUUGUGGUCAUCUCCAUGGUGAUGCUGUGUGCCAGCACCUUACCAGACUGGAAGGUGACCCUGGACCAGCACAGGAUCAUUGAAGCGGUCUGUAUUGGUUGGUUCACGGCUGAGUGUAUCAUUCGUCUCCUGGUGUCUCGUGAUAAAUGUGAGUUUGUCCGUCGUCCUCUGAACAUCAUCGACCUGUUGGCCAUCACGCCGUACUACGUCUCCAUCACUGCGAGCCUCCUGACGGGGGAGAACUCUCAGCUGCAGCGUGCCGGUGUCACCCUGCGUGUCCUGCGUAUAAUGAGGAUCUUCUGGGUGAUCAAGCUGGCGCGUCACUUCGUGGGUCUGCAAACGCUUGGCCUGACGCUACGGCGCUGCUAUCGUGAGAUGGUGAUGCUGCUGGUCUUUAUCUGUGUUGCCAUGGCAAUCUUCAGCGCGCUGGCCCAGCUGCUGGAGCACGGGCUGGACCUGGAGGCUGGAAACCCGGACUAUGCCAGCAUCCCUGCCGCCUGCUGGUGGGUCAUCAUCUCCAUGACGACGGUGGGCUACGGUGACAUGUACCCAGUGACGGUGGCGGGACGGGUGUUGGGUGGCCUCUGUGUUGUGAGCGGCAUCGUGCUGCUUGCUCUGCCCAUCACCUUCAUCUACCACAGCUUCAUCCAGUGCUACCACGAGCUCAAGGUGCGCUCCACCCGCUGCAGCCACAGCCUCGCCAACGACUUCCUCUGACUCAGCAGUUUAUCCACUGACCGCGGAGAAAAGCUGCCAAUGAUCUGAGCACCAGCUUCGUCUCAGGAUCGGAGCUGAGUCAUCAGAAAGUGACGCCAUGUUCAUCACGUAGAAAACGAUCAGUGAAUCAUGUUGCUGAGCAGAAUCUGAAAUAUUGACUUUUAAAGGACAAAAUUCUUCAUGAGUUUGAUCCACUGUUAUUAUUAUUAUUAUUAUGACUUUUGUUAUUAUUAUUAUUGUUAUUAUUAUUAUUGUUGUUGUUGUUAUAUUAAAAGAAAAGUUGAGAUGAGACAAGUUAAGAUAAGAUAAGUCAAUCAAGAUGAUGGUUGUUCUGGAAGUUUCCUGGCAGCUGGUGAAAGGAGAACUCAGGCAGCAGCAGAAGGUUUGAAUGUAGACUUGCUGCAUCAAGGAGACCAGGAGGUGAAACAACAUACAAACACUAACAGAGCAACAUGAGCAACUGUCUCCACCAAGUCUGAAGAUGUCUCCCACAGCCUCCCAGUAUAUCUCCCUCACCCUGCGUCACCCAUGAAGGUCCCUCUCUCUGUUACAUGGAGGUGUUUGCAUCCUAUUGGACAGUUCAGUGUAAAGUGUGUGUUCAUAAAUCACAUUGUGUCCUCACGUCUGGUGAAACACACAAAGAGUCGGUGUCUCUGUCUGGAGCCUCUGAGUUAGAUCUGAACGUCCCUGAGUGAAGACACUACAAUGUCCUGUGGGUCCUUUAUCUAUAACCUGACCUGGGUUCUGCUCAGAGAGAGAAGGAGGAUCUGUGGAACCAGACAGGCUCUAUUCUCCUGUACAGAUAGAAUAUACACUAUACUUAAUAUAUAGUGACAUAUACUGUAAUGUGGGAGGAUGGUCAAAUUCCUCAACAAUGAUGAUGAUGAUGAUGAACAUAUCAUAUGAUGAUUAAUAUGAUUGUCAUCUUUAUCAUCCUGUUGGUGAAACCAUCCAUGGUUUCCAUGGUAACAGGAUGGAUGAGCUGCUGCUGAGUGAAAUGUGUCACUGACGUCUUCAUCAUCUUCUUCAUCUCCUGCAGCGAAACGUUCUCUUCCUGCAGGGACGGGUUCUCGAUGGAACCGUGAGAAUGUCUCACAGACUUUUAACAUUGGACAAAACAGGAGUCAAAUCAGACAAUGAUGUUGAAAUGAGUUGAUCUCCUCUUCAUCCUCCUCUUCAUCCUGGUCUCGUGUGGAUGGAGGAUUAUUAACCCUAAAAUUAAACUGACAAUGUUUCUCUUUUUAUUUCUUUGUCUUCUGAUACUGAAUCAAAUCUACUUCACAUACAGAUACAAAAUAAAUGAUUGACAAUCAGCAA
Molecule: messenger RNA, 2730 nt
Organism: Hippoglossus stenolepis (Pacific halibut)
Lineage: Eukaryota; Metazoa; Chordata; Actinopteri; Pleuronectiformes; Pleuronectidae
Product: potassium voltage-gated channel subfamily G member 3
Exons: 3
Coding region: 202-1413 (403 amino acids)
Biological process (GO): protein homooligomerization; potassium ion transmembrane transport
Cellular component (GO): voltage-gated potassium channel complex; membrane
Molecular function (GO): delayed rectifier potassium channel activity
Source: RefSeq, a predicted model, not a curated record